AUGGACAAAAUAUCGCCAGAAAUUUUAGCCGCGAGGGCGAAGCUGAAGGAAAAGAUGGGAGGCAACCUGAGACAAAUCGGUGGCAAGGGAAGUGCGAGAAGGAAAAUUAAAAAGGUCCAUAAAAACUCCAUGUCCAAUGAGAAGAAAAUCAAUUUGAUAUUAAAAAAAAUCGGUGCCUCCUACUUCGGGGAGGUGGAUGAGAUCUGUGUUUACAAAGCAGGGGAUACAUAUAUGGAAUUUAAAAAACCAAAACUGUCUGCAUCGUUACAAUCCAACACCUAUGUCGUCACGGGAAAAUUCACAGAGCAGAAAAUUGAUAUAAACAAGAUAUUUGAGGGUCUCAAAGGAAAUAAAAAUGUCGAUAUGAAUCUUCUGGAGAAGAUUAAAAAUGACCCAAACAUAAAAAACCUCCUUAACAAGGAGAACAACGGGAAUGCGAAGAAAGAGGAAGCCGCGGAGGAGCCCGCUGACGUCCCGGAUCUCGUAGAGAACUUCGAGGAAGUUUCCAAGGAGGAUCAGAAGGAGUAG
This is a messenger RNA of Plasmodium inui San Antonio 1, 528 nucleotides long. Its product is annotated as nascent polypeptide-associated complex subunit beta. Lineage: Eukaryota; Apicomplexa; Aconoidasida; Haemosporida; Plasmodiidae. The coding region runs from base 1 to 528 and encodes 175 amino acids. The record is from RefSeq and is a predicted model, not a curated record. The transcript has a single exon. Gene Ontology annotation, cellular component: cytosol; nascent polypeptide-associated complex.